AGAGAUGAAAACGCUAUUGUCUUUGUUCUUUCUGCAGCUAAGGAGACCACACAGCGCAACUGCCUAUAGGAACAAGCUCGACUACCUCGGCUUCCCGAACGUGACCAACACGAGCGCGGUCAAGCUGCAGCACUACGGGUACAGCUUCGCGGCCGACGACAUCUCCUGGCUGAAAUCGCAGCUGAGCACCGUCGCCGAUAAGGUCAAGCAGCUGCACAAGGAUAACGGCUUGCUCACGGCCGGCCUGGCCUACUACUCUCGCCCCGACGCCGCUACGGACUCCAACCUUGCCAACAUCAAGAGCAUCAUGACCAGCAUUAACGGAAUGCUAAACGCGGCGCAAGACAAGAACACGACCAUCCUGAAGACCACCUUCUUGGCAGUUAAACUGAGCGGCAAGGAUUCGAGCGCCCGGAACGACGCCAGCGCCUUGCAAGAGCUCAAGGGGAUCGCCAACAUCGACCUGCUUAUAUUGCUGACCCACCUGGUGAACGUCCCCAGCCAUCCUAACUGCAAGAUACUGCCACUGAGCCGGUACGCGGCCGACGCCUUAGACUCCAUAGAGCCGCCAAGCAUGGAACGCCUGCUGAACUCCAUCGACAAGCUCAAGGAAGCGAAGUUUCGCGUGGCCUUCUCCACAAGCUUUGCGAUGUACCUCUUCAAGCCCUUGGGCGGUCUCAAGGAUACCACCAAGUUCGGGGACAAGUGCAUGCACAGCUUCUACGACGACAUGAGCGCGCUGUGCGAUGUGCCGGACGCCAGCAUCAUUGAAGACAAAAAGAACCCCGCCGUUUCGACCGCCACGUACUCGAAUAAGCAGAGCGGCAUCUUCAUGGUCUUCGAGACGAACAACGCCACUCGCGUAAAGGUGAGCCAGGCGUUGGUCAAGGCGCGCGAGAAGGGUGUGAUGCUCACCUGGGCAGUCUACGAAGUGCACCGAGACCAGAUGCUCUGCGAGAACAAAAGGAAAACGCUGGAGCGGCUAGCCACCGUCAACGAUUCCAUGGUGACGAUCUUCUUCCCGCGCAAGGACGACCGCUGACGAAAAGAAGUCCCCCUUCCUGGCUGAUCCCAUCGCGUUCAGUAAAGAGAGGCAGUUGGUGGGACGAUUCAGCGUGCGUUGCUAACUUUAGCGAGAAGAAACAAGUGUCGCUACACAACGAGCGAUGGUAGCACGUCCUGUAGCCCUUCCUGGAAGGACGAGCUGUAAACAUGAUUUGAAAGUUUAUUUUUCAUCGAAACACGCAAAUUACACCGAAUAUUCAAAGGAAAGAUCGUGACGAAGUGAGGGCGCGUGCGUGCUCAAUGCCGCGUCUCGACACCGGGCGUUUUGCGCCGACAGAGGGAGGCGCAAGAAUGCUGUUUGGCAUCGCCGAGUUUGACACGCGCUCCCGUGAUCCC
Messenger RNA from Dermacentor andersoni, 1401 nucleotides. The record is from RefSeq and is a predicted model, not a curated record. NCBI's taxonomy places the organism in Eukaryota, Metazoa, Arthropoda, Arachnida, Ixodida, Ixodidae.